This is a messenger RNA of Corapipo altera (White-ruffed manakin), 468 nucleotides long. RefSeq names its product alpha-soluble NSF attachment protein-like. Gene Ontology annotation, molecular function: syntaxin binding; soluble NSF attachment protein activity. Gene Ontology annotation, biological process: intracellular protein transport; SNARE complex disassembly; synaptic transmission, glutamatergic. Lineage: Eukaryota; Metazoa; Chordata; Aves; Passeriformes; Pipridae. The annotation marks the transcript as partial. The transcript has 6 exons. Gene Ontology annotation, cellular component: terminal bouton; vacuolar membrane; synaptobrevin 2-SNAP-25-syntaxin-1a complex. The record is from RefSeq and is a predicted model, not a curated record.
GAGCAGGGAAUGCCUUCUCCCAGGCUGCCCGGCUGCACCUGCAGCUGCAGAGCAAACACGACGCCGCCUCCGCCUUCGUGGACGCCGGGAAUGCCUUCAAAAAGGCUGAUCCACAGGAGGCCAUCAACUGCCUGCUCCGGGCCAUCGAGAUCUACACGGACAUGGGCCGUUUCACCAUCGCCGCCAAACACCACGUGGCCAUCGCCGAGAUCUACGAGGGAGACCUCGUCGACGUCGACAAGGCCAUCGCCCACUACGAGCAGGCGGCCGAUUAUUACAAAGGGGAGGAAUCCAACAGCUCAGCCAAUAAGUGCCUGCUGAAGGUGGCCACGUUCGCGGCGCAGCUCGAGCAGUUCCCCCGAGCCAUCGACAUCUACGAGCAGGUGGGUUCCAUGGCCAUGGACAGCCCCCAUUCCCUGGCAAUGCCCUGAAUCCCGGUUUUUCCGGGUUUUUCCCUGUUUUCCAGGU